Molecule: messenger RNA, 4961 nt
Organism: Grammomys surdaster
Lineage: Eukaryota; Metazoa; Chordata; Mammalia; Rodentia; Muridae
Gene: Smurf2
Product: SMAD specific E3 ubiquitin protein ligase 2
Exons: 19
Coding region: 37-2283 (748 amino acids)
Biological process (GO): ubiquitin-dependent protein catabolic process; negative regulation of BMP signaling pathway
Molecular function (GO): ubiquitin protein ligase activity; protein binding
Source: RefSeq, a predicted model, not a curated record
GCCGCCGCCGCCUCCGCCUCCCCCGCCGCUGGGGACAUGUCUAACCCCGGAGGCCGGAGGAACGGGCCCGUCAAGCUGCGCCUGACAGUACUCUGUGCAAAAAACUUGGUGAAAAAGGAUUUUUUCCGACUCCCUGAUCCAUUUGCUAAGGUGGUAGUUGAUGGUUCUGGGCAGUGCCAUUCUACAGAUACUGUGAAGAACACACUUGAUCCAAAGUGGAAUCAGCAUUAUGACCUGUAUAUUGGAAAGUCUGAUUCAGUUACGAUCAGUGUAUGGAAUCAUAAGAAGAUCCAUAAGAAGCAAGGUGCUGGAUUUCUUGGUUGUGUUCGUCUUCUUUCCAAUGCCAUCAACCGCCUCAAAGACACUGGUUAUCAGAGGUUGGAUUUAUGCAAACUGGGGCCAAAUGACAAUGAUACAGUUCGAGGACAAAUAGUAGUAAGUCUUCAAUCCAGAGACCGAAUAGGCACGGGAGGACAAGUUGUGGACUGCAGUCGUUUGUUUGACAAUGAUUUACCAGAUGGUUGGGAAGAAAGGCGGACUGCCUCUGGAAGAAUCCAGUAUCUAAACCACAUAACAAGAACUACACAGUGGGAACGCCCAACACGACCGGCGUCAGAAUAUUCUAGUCCUGGCAGGCCUCUUAGCUGCUUUGUGGAUGAGAAUACUCCAAUUACUGGAACAAAUGGUGCAACGUGUGGACAGUCUUCAGACCCCAGACUAGCAGAGAGAAGAGUCAGGUCCCAGCGACAUAGAAAUUACAUGAGCAGGACACACUUGCACACUCCCCCAGACCUGCCAGAAGGCUACGAACAGAGGACAACGCAGCAGGGUCAGGUAUAUUUCUUACAUACUCAGACGGGUGUGAGCACGUGGCAUGAUCCACGAGUGCCUAGGGAUCUUAGCAACAUCAAUUGUGAAGAGCUCGGUCCUUUGCCUCCUGGAUGGGAGAUUCGCAAUACCGCAACAGGAAGAGUUUAUUUCGUUGACCAUAACAACCGAACAACACAAUUUACAGAUCCCCGGCUCUCUGCUAACUUGCAUUUAGUUUUAAAUCGUCAGAACCAGUUGAAAGACCAACAACAACAGCAAGUGGUGUCGUUGUGUCCCGAUGACACUGAGUGUCUGACAGUGCCAAGGUACAAGCGAGACUUGGUUCAAAAACUAAAAAUCUUGCGGCAAGAACUUUCCCAACAGCAGCCUCAAGCUGGCCACUGCCGCAUUGAGGUGUCUAGGGAAGAGAUUUUUGAGGAAUCAUAUCGACAGGUCAUGAAAAUGAGGCCAAAGGAUCUAUGGAAGCGAUUAAUGAUAAAAUUUCGUGGAGAAGAAGGCCUUGACUAUGGAGGAGUUGCUAGGGAAUGGUUGUACCUCCUGUCGCAUGAAAUGUUGAAUCCUUACUACGGUCUCUUCCAAUAUUCUAGAGAUGAUAUCUACACACUGCAGAUCAACCCUGACUCUGCAGUUAAUCCGGAACAUUUAUCCUAUUUCCACUUUGUUGGACGAAUAAUGGGAAUGGCUGUAUUCCAUGGACAUUAUAUUGAUGGUGGUUUCACAUUACCUUUUUAUAAACAGUUGCUUGGGAAGUCAAUUACUUUGGACGACAUGGAGUUAGUUGAUCCAGACCUUCAUAAUAGUUUGGUGUGGAUACUUGAAAAUGAUAUCACAGGUGUUCUGGACCAUACCUUCUGUGUUGAACAUAAUGCAUAUGGUGAAAUUAUUCAGCAUGAACUCAAACCAAAUGGUAAAAGUAUCCCCGUCACUGAAGAAAAUAAGAAAGAAUAUGUCAGGCUUUACGUAAACUGGAGAUUUCUGCGAGGCAUUGAAGCUCAGUUCCUGGCGCUGCAGAAGGGAUUUAACGAAGUCAUUCCACAGCAUCUGCUGAAGACCUUUGAUGAGAAGGAGCUGGAGCUCAUUAUUUGUGGACUUGGCAAAAUUGACGUGAGUGACUGGAAGGUCAACACCCGGUUAAAACACUGUACCCCAGACAGCAAUGUGGUCAAGUGGUUCUGGAAAGCUGUGGAGUUUUUUGAUGAAGAGAGACGAGCACGGUUACUCCAGUUUGUGACAGGGUCCUCUCGAGUGCCUCUGCAGGGCUUCAAAGCACUACAAGGUGCUGCAGGCCCACGGCUCUUUACCAUACACCAGAUUGAUGCCUGCACGAACAACUUGCCAAAAGCCCACACUUGCUUCAAUCGAAUAGACAUUCCACCCUAUGAAAGCUAUGAGAAGCUCUAUGAAAAGCUGCUAACAGCCAUCGAGGAGACAUGUGGCUUUGCUGUGGAAUGAUGAGCGCCAAGGACUUACCUGCAACUCUUAUUUAUCCCCUGGCCAACAGCCUCCUUCAGCAGCGCUUCAGAGAACGCUGGGAUACAGGACAGCCCCCUCCCCUGCUCCUUAGAUUCUAGGACACUGUGAGGGGAAAGGACAAUUUUGAAAUUCCUUUUCAAGGAAAAAUAAAGGUCUUUAUGCUUUGCCAUGAGGACACACUCAGCUGCUAUUUAAAAAUUAAUACCUUGAACCUAAAGAAUGCUGACCCCUGCAUCUCCAGAGUUAGGCAGUAUUCUACACUUAAAAGACUACUACUAUUUUUAUACAAGAUUACCUAUCCAAAUCGCUUCUCAGACUCGUGUCUUUCCUGCACAGCAAGACAACUCCAGCAGUCGGUACAAGUCACGUUUCAUUUUGAUUGACAACAUGAUUUUUGAACGGCUCCUAUACUUACUCUUUGUAAUAAACUAAAUAAAAUUAUUUUGGAUUGUUCCACCUUUGUAAACAAUUGGCUAAAGGGAUUAUUACCUUUAUGAAAUUAAGCCAUUUACAUGUUUAGUUGUGUUUUUCUAUAGCAGAGUGUUAUAUUUUGCAUUAUGUGGGUCACCGUAGCUUAAGUGGGGUUUUAUAUUUUUCAAGUAUGACUUUCUUGGAAAUUCUUAAUGCAACCAUUUAAACUGAGUUUAUUUGCUACCCUCCCUGUUUUUAAGAUGACCUAAAAAAAAACAAAAACAAAAAACAACAAAAAAAAAACCUCAUGUUCUUGAAUCAAGAAGAUCAGGUAUUUUGGAUUUUUCAUCUUAAACUGAAAUACUGCAUUUUUGUAGCUUCUCAGUAUGUGAUGGGUGGAUUUUCAUUCUUUGCUGGGUCAGCUUGUCUCUUAUAUGCUAUUUCUAUAAACCAAAGUCUCUAAUAAGUACAUCUAACUUAUAUUUUAAUUAAGUUUCUAAAAGGAAAAUUUUUGCUCUAAAGAUGGCUUAGGUUUAGCAAGCGUAGAGAGCCCUGCUUUUACCUCACUGGAUGAGCUGGAGGUGGUGGUGGGCAUGGUGGACCAGGAAUGUCAGACAUGAGUGAAGUCAGCCAUGCUGACCAUGCCUGUGAGCCCCGCUCCUGGGAAACUAAACUGGCGGGGGGUUGGGGGGACGGAGUUCAAGUUUGAGGGCAGCCUGAGCUACAUAGCAGAUCUUGAGGGCAGCCUGAGCUACAAGGCAGAUCUUGCCUCAAUUAAGAGUGACUCUAAGUCAAUCAUACAAUUUAUGAAAAACUGAAGAGUUCAUUAGAAGUGAGGGAGUGUAGGCCAGGCUGCCACUCUGCUGGCUUCAGGCAUUGAGGUUAAGCUUUCAAGGCAUGUGGCCCACCUUAUCUAUGAUCUAGAAGGUAACAAAACUUCUGGAGUGAGGGGUUACAACCAUUAAAAAAAUCACAUUGGAAUUUAGAAUUCAACCUCAGAACAAUGCGCUAUUAUUUUUAAACAUUGAAGUGAAAUAAGAAUAGCAAAUUUUGCUGAGCUUGGCACAAGGUCUUAAGGAACACUUGACAGAGUGUAGCUCAGUCUGGUGGCUGACACCCGUAAUCCCAUCAUUAGGGAGGCAGAGGGGUCAGCGUGUCAAGGCCAGCCUCACCUUCACAGUGGGUUUGAGGCUACUUGAGACCCUGUCUCCAGAGGAGCGAGGACCAUAACUGACAGGGAUGCAGUGAUAAGGAGAUGCUGCUUUCAGUGGUUUUCCAUGCAGUGUAAGGCAGGCAAAUCCCACCGCUUUUUGAGUGCCUUUUAACUUUAUUACAGUGACUUGACAGAGCUUUAAAGGAAAUUGCCCUAUGUAACAGUUUUCAAUAGCACAUGACAUCUGAAAACAUGAUUUAGAUUUCAAUUUCAAAAUUACAUUACCUGAUUACUUCCUAAUAGGUGCUAAGCAAACAAAAAUCCCCAGUAUCACAGAACCUGGACUUACCUUGUGUUUAAUGUGAAUAUUUAUCUGUUCCCGAGCAUCCUUCCUCCAGUUGCUCUGUUCCAUCAGGAAAGUUUAACUCUGACCAAUGGUUACCUUGUGCUUACCUGCAGUAAGAGGGCCACUGUUUCCUGGCACAGUUUUAAAGUAGUGCUGCGUACCCUGUACAUUUUGUGUUGCAGUUUGUUGCUCAGUAUUUUACAUUGCUCCCCCACCCCACCCACAUUUACAGGCCAGAGCACACAUUUCUCUUCUCCUAAAUCCAUUGUAAUUUUCUUUCUUUGACAACACUAAAUCUGCUCUGAACUUGUAGUGCAUCAGACAGAUUGCACUGAUGGGUGUUAGAUGCUUCCAGUGCCUGCAGGGUCAGCAGCACAGCACCUUGCCCUUCAGCUGCAGCUUCCUGUCGGGGCCAUGUGUGGUGGUUAAUGUUCUCACACGAGGAUGAUGAUUGUACCAAAUGCUGAGUUGCUUAUUCUAGAUGUAAUUAGUUCACUUUAUGUAAUAUUCUUCCUUUUCUCUGAACUGACUUUAAAAACAAAGUUUUAUCAUUUCCAUUGUAUUUAUUACAAAGGUUUUAGCCUUGAUGUUCUUUGUAAUUUCACUCAUUUGUUACAUGAGCUUUAUCAAUAACACCUGUAUAAAUGGUUUUAAAGAGUAACUAUGUACGUAUGUAUGUGCCCAUGCUGAAGCUGAGCAAUAAAAUGAAUGCUGUUUGCACUGUCACAGCAGCGAGGUUUUUAAGGA